AUGGCUUCAACAAACACUAUAGUUAUCAACUCUAUUUGCCCGGAAACUAAAGAAGAAGACUUGCAAAGAUUAUUUGGUCUUGCUGGUGAGAUUGAGAAAGUCGUGAUUGACCACGAGACUUCAUCUGCCAAAGUGGUGUAUAAGACAGCUGACUCUGCUCAAAAAGCUUUGUUGUUGAAUGGUGCGUUAAUGAAUGGGUCCAAUGUUGUUGUCGAUAUGGAACACCUUCCAGAGAAAGUCAUCACUGAAGAAGAAGUCGUUCAAAUUGCAUCAAAGUGGGCGUCCCUCAAUGAUAUUGUCGAGAGACUCAAAUCAAUUGACGAGAAAACCCAUUUCACGGAGUACUGUGUCUUGUGUUACAUUCUUGCACUCUCAAAAUCAGAGGACAUUUAUCACAACUUCCACCCCAUACAAUCAAUCACCAAUGGGCUCAACCACGUCGAUGACAAAAUGAACAUCUCUGGUUUCAUCUGUUUGUGUGACGAUAAGAUCAGAGAGUUAUUGCGUAAAUUUAACCCAAGACAAGUCCCACAAGUCGAACAACAAGUCCAGACUGCCCCUGCUGAGAUUCAGCCAAAACCUGUUUCUGCCUAA
Entamoeba invadens IP1 is the source of this 594-nucleotide messenger RNA. RefSeq lists its product as hypothetical. NCBI's taxonomy places the organism in Eukaryota, Evosea, Mastigamoebida, Endamoebidae. Gene Ontology annotation, molecular function: RNA binding. The transcript has a single exon. The record is from RefSeq and is a predicted model, not a curated record. The coding region runs from base 1 to 594 and encodes 197 amino acids.